AUAUGUUUUCUGUUUUGCUAAUCUGUGGUGAAUAUUUACAAAUUAAAAUUUUAAUUCAGCACCAACGAAAAUAGCUGUAUUCGUUUUAUUGUAACCCUGAAAUACAUGAUACUGGAGGCACGUGCUAUAUAAAUUGAAUGUGUUUCCCAAUUUCAAGAUGAACACAGAUACAGUUAUAGGUGAUGGAAGUAAGCAGGAUGUGAAGGACUCGGGGGUGGUCCUGGCAGCCAACCACCGCUUUGUGGAGCCCGUGAAGGCAGUGAAGAACAUCACAGACAUGGCCAUCUGGGAGAAGUCGGAGGCCUACAUGGAGUACACAGGCUUUAUUGCCACUCUCAAUGAAGCUGUCAAGUCUAAACCACUUUCAGUGGACUGUAAAAUUUCUGAUAAUGUAAAAAAAAUACUUACCAUGCUGGAAAAAAUAGAGAAACUCAUAGAUGAAUAUCCACCAAUAGAACAGCCCCAGAGGUUUGGAAAUGCAGCAUUCAGGGAGUGGUUUGGAAAACUGAAAUCUAUCUCUACUCAGCUGCUGGCGGAGGCAUUGGAUGACAGUGUGCAUCUUGCAAUACCUGAAGUCAAAGUAUAUCUGGAAGAGAGCUUUGGUAAUGCUACUAGGAUUGACUAUGGAACAGGGCAUGAGAUGUCAUUUAUUAUGUUCUUAUGUUGCAUUUACAAAAUAGGCUGUCUGAAGCAGGAAGAUAAUGUAGCCACAGUCCUGUUCAUCUUCAAUAAAUACAUCAACUUGGUGAGAAGCCUCCAGAAAACAUACAGAAUGGAGCCAGCUGGGAGCCACGGGGUUUGGAGUUUAGAUGAUUAUCAAUUUGUUCCAUUUAUUUGGGGAAGUUCUCAAUUGAUUGACCAACCAAAGAUCUAUCCCCCUGGCAAGUUCUUGGAGGAAGAAGUAAUUGCAAAGUAUGCUGAUGAGUACCUGUUCAUUUCUUGUAUAAAGCAUAUAAAUGAAGUGAAGACAGGCCCCUUUGCUGAGCAUUCCAACCAGCUUUGGAGCAUUAGUGCAGUUGGCUCGUGGACCAAGAUCAACCAGGGCUUGAUUAAGAUGUACAAGAAGGAGGUUCUAGGAAAGUUCCCCGUCAUCCAGCACGUCAUGUUUGGCUCCCUGCUGCCUAUCCGCCGGUUCCCGCUGACACACUGAAAGCUUGUACCUAUUUUGGCAGCAUAACAGUCCAGCUGAUGUUUUUAACAAUCAAAUUAUUAAAAACUUUAGUGCUAAUGCCUGGCAUUUUGAGAUUGGCUUAUGCAAUGGAGAGUUUAUGUAACUAUUACCGAAAGCAAGAUGAUGCCCCAGGAGAGUUAAUAAAAACUUAUAUGCCUUAAAAGUCUGAUCCAGUAUUAUGGUAAACAGAGACGAUUUGAUUUGAGUGCAAUGUGAUUGUGAUAUUAUACUUAUUUGAAGUUAGGGGUUUUGAUGUUACUGUUUUUGCCCUCAUGUAUAAUACCCAUCCUUCAAUGCAUUUUAAUGAAUAAAUAACUUGUUUAUGUUAAUCAUUUUAUUAAGAUGUACUUAAGAAUGAAAUAAAAAUGUACAACCACUA
Plutella xylostella (diamondback moth) is the source of this 1550-nucleotide messenger RNA. RefSeq names its product serine/threonine-protein phosphatase 2A activator. NCBI's taxonomy places the organism in Eukaryota, Metazoa, Arthropoda, Insecta, Lepidoptera, Plutellidae. Gene Ontology annotation, biological process: mitotic spindle organization. Gene Ontology annotation, molecular function: peptidyl-prolyl cis-trans isomerase activity; protein tyrosine phosphatase activator activity. The record is from RefSeq and is a predicted model, not a curated record. Gene Ontology annotation, cellular component: nucleus; cytoplasm; protein phosphatase type 2A complex.